AUUCAUCUAUAUAUAUCUAUAAUGCUGUUGUUAGGGAUGGUGAUGUGGCAAGUUACCAUGUUAGGAACCUAAUUUUCUCUUUUUUUCCUAAUUUCUAGCUAAAAAUCUAUUAAUUGCGUAUUAUUAUUUAUUAUUAUUAUUAUUUAUUUUAAAAAAAACUAAUUUAUUCAAAAAAUCUAAUCUCCAUUUUUUAGUCACUCCUAACCUAUCUGCCGCCCAUUUUUUUCUUCUCUUCUCUUCCUUUUCUUUGCUUCCUCUUCCCUGUUAUUCUCUCUUCUAUAUUCCCUCUUCUCUAUGAUUUAAGGCUUUAGGUCAAUUUCAAGUAAACAUCUUUUCCCUAUUACCUUUGGCAACCAAAGACCAAGAAGAAGAAGAUGUUUGGCAACCAAAGAAGAAGAAGAAGAAGAGCACAAUCUUUCGGUGGAGGAAAACCCAAUUGACCAGAUCAAACACCCAACAGAAAAUAAAAAAAAAAAUCUUAUUUGGAUUGCGUAUAGUAUACUUCAUGGAGUACUCUUUUCUUAGUGACUUACACAAUGAAUCGGAGAGUUGGAUGAUAAGGGUUAGGGUAUGUCGAAUGUGGGAAUCUCUUAACACUAAGAAAAAUGGAGAAUUGAUUCACCUCAACUUGAUUUUUAUUGAUGAGCAGGAAAAUCUAAUCCAUGCCACCAUCACAAAAACUUUAGUUCCUAGGUUUAAGAACCUAUUGAGUGAAGGCUCCUUGUAUAGUAUCAAGGGUUUCAAGGUUGUCAAAAGCACAGGGGAAUAUAGACCACUUUCCAAUGAGUAUAGGAUUAUUUUUUUGGUUGGAACUUCUCUCAUGAAGUUAGAAGAAGAAACGAUUCAGAUUCCAAUUAAUGGAUUUCAAUUUAUUACUCCAAAUUUAAUUGAUUUGCGUGUUAAUAAUAAUGAAAUACUCUCAGAUGUUGUUGGGUGUCUACGUGGUGUGGGUGAUUAUGAAACUGUUGGAGGGGGUUGGAAAAAAAGAGAUAUCACCAUUCUAACAAAUUAUUCGGAGACAUCGAAGAUUACUUUGUGGGGAGAUUUGGGGAAGAUGUUCGAACCAAAAUUAUAUGAGAAGGAUAAUGGCCCUGUGAUUGUGAUUGUAACUUCAACAACUAUUAAAAAUUUUAGAGGUGAAGUUAGUUACUCUACAACAACUGCCAGCAAAAUAUACAUAAAUCUGAAAACAGAUUAUGUAGCAUCAUUAGUAGAAAAAUUUUCUACCAUCUCCAAUGGUGUUGAAGUGAUAGAGAGGUCAAAUGUGAAUAAGAUUUCACCUGAGGAAGAGAUGUUCCUUAACAGGAUGAACAUUGAAGAACUCUUAAAGACUGAUUGGAGUCCUCAACUUAAGGAAUAUUUCCUUACUGUGAGGGGAAAAAUAACAGAAAUAGACAACACAUUUGGAUGGUACUAUAUCUCCUGCCAAAAAUGCUUUAGAAAACUUGAACUUGAAGAUGGUGUUUAUAAAUGUUCCAAGUGCAACAACAAAUGUGACUAUCCUCUUGUGAAGUACAAAAUACAUAUAAAAGUUGAGGACAAGACUGCAGAGACAACUUUGGUGAUAUUUAAUGAUAUAGCUGAGAGCUUACUUGACACAGCAGCAAACAAGUUGUUUAAACAAACAACCAAUGAUGUUCCAACAGAAAUUCAAAGUCUUUGUGGCAGAGAAUUUGUUUACAAGUUGAAGUUGAAUACGUUUAAUUUGAAAUAUGGACAUGAGAAUUUUACAGUGUCAAAGGUUUUCAAUCUGAAUGAGAAAUUAGAAGAGCAAGAUGAGUUGAAGAAAAUAAAAGAUCAUAAGGAAAAAAAUAAUAAUACUAAUGAAGAAAAUGAGAAUAAAAAUCGAAAGGAGUUACAUUUUAAAGACAUAACUGCUGCAAAAGAUUUAGAAGAUUCUGAUGAAGAUUAUCAUCAUAGCAGUUCUCUUACCAAAAAAAAUAGAAAAAACAUAAUUAUUGAAGAUGAUAGUGAUGAUGAAAAUAUGAAUCAAAAGCGAUUGAGAAAAUAGUGUAAUUAGUAUUAUUGCAAUCCAUCUUGUGGAGUCCUUUGUUUUAAAUUUUAUUUUAUUUUGAUAUAGUAUUUGUGGUGUGAUGAGAGUUUUGUUAUUUUCUUAUUUAUGUACUGUUUAAGUGUGAUUUGAUGAAAUACUUUAAUUAUAUAUCGUUUAAGUGUGUUAUUUGUCCUA
This is a messenger RNA of Cannabis sativa, 2188 nucleotides long. Its product is annotated as replication protein A 70 kDa DNA-binding subunit D-like. The transcript has 9 exons. The record is from RefSeq and is a predicted model, not a curated record. Lineage: Eukaryota; Viridiplantae; Streptophyta; Magnoliopsida; Rosales; Cannabaceae. Bases 506 to 2011 code for a protein of 501 amino acids. Gene Ontology annotation, cellular component: nucleus. Gene Ontology annotation, biological process: DNA replication; DNA repair; DNA recombination. Gene Ontology annotation, molecular function: DNA binding.